ACUGCGGGAGGCUUCACGUAAAAAUCUCCCACCCGCACGACGAAACUUGGAUUUACCGAGCUCACCUUUACGUUCAGGUGUCAAAGUAAAGGUGUUCGUACCUGUCGGCUAUCUCGCUACGGACGGAUCUUAAGUGACUGACCUUUACUUUUGUGAAGUAUUAGAUUAGUUCUUUGGAGGCUGUGUGUGUUUGUGCUCAGAUGACGGCGCAGGUAGACUACCUGGUGGUGGUUUUCACCGCCACAUCUGGCGCGAGCGGAGAGCUGCUGGGGUCUGACGAGAAGGAGCUCGAGCUGUUGGUUUGGCAGCUGGUCGACGUUAAGAACAAAAAGGUAAAAACUUAUCUCUAAACUUCAUACAACAGCUUUAUAUCCUUACACAAUGGCGAAGGUAGUUGUAAAUGUCGUUGUGGGUUUAGUUAAACGAAACAACAGGCGGAAAUAGGUGAAUAAUUGUGGGUUUCUUUUAUGUAAAUUUCUUCUUUAGCUUAACUCCUAAGAUAAGUAGGAGUAUUUUCUCUGAAAAUGUAUUAUAAAAGUCUCAAACAUCACACAGCCAUUUGAGAUAUUGUAUAAUUUUACAGUUUGUUGAUUUCUCUGGACUUCUGCCUUGAUGCUGACAUCUUUUUUUCUACUUCUCUGAACCAGUUGGGCAAAGUAAAUGAGCUCCUCAUUAAGCCUGACCUCUCAGACUUGACAGAGGAGAAAGAAGAGGAGGAUGUGGUUGAGAAAAGCGUGGAGGAGGAGCAUGGAUCCAAAGCAGAUUGUGUCUUUACAGCCUCAAGUCUUGAGACAGCACUGAACCAGGUUGUAACCUUAAGAAAUUUAGCAUUUCAGCUUGUAAUUAUGUGGUUUUUUUAUGACAGCUGUAGGGAAAGCUGGAAGCAAACUAAUUAACAUUUUGAUUCCUUUUUAUUUAGUUUCAUCUACAACUGACAAAUGAGGUGAACAGUGCAGGCGCAGGCACGUCGGUGUGUUUGUGUACAGACGGGCAGCUUCACAUCCGUCAAGUGAUUCACCCCGAGGCCGCAAGCAAGGUGAGAGAGCCGGUGUGGCGAACACCUUGCAGCCAUGGGCGGAUGUUCCCUUUUGGCUACAGGAACCUUCCUUGCUCACACAGUCACAAAAGGACAUCAUGUGUCAGCACUUUGCUCCCAAUCCAAUGUAAUGCUGUGCUGAGAGUUGAUCUACAGCGGCUACGAAUGCAAACCUGUUUAAUGGCACACGCCCUUAUGCAUACCUGUGCGCAUAAAACCGCAGUACAUAAUGCUGCUGAUGAAAAUUUCCCACGUCUUUGUCACACAGAGAUGAUGGCUCUACUGGCUUGAGCAAACAGGAGUAUGAUGGUAAUAAAAUAACAGCUGCUUAUAGGCCACAUGUUCACAUCCUUCCAUCUAUUUCCCUCCUCCUCAGAACAUCCUGGUCCCUGACUGUUUCUUCUCUUUCUUUGACCUGCGGAAAGAGUUCAAGAAACACUUCCCCACAUCUGACCUCAAGGCUCUGAAUGUACACGUCAUGGCAGAGUGUAUCCUUUAAUACGUUCACUGUUUACAUUUGGUGUGCCAGCGACUAACUGCACAUAACUACUCUGUUACGUGUGAUUAAUUGAAUGUUCAACUUAGUUUUUCAGUCUUUUGUGCAUUUUUAGUUUGGCCUUGUGCACUCAACUCACAUAUGAGAAGUUUACAAGCCAUGGGGUGUUGGCUGAAGGACUAGAGGUUUUGAAAUGCAAAUAGGGAAACAAUGGCAUCACCUUUCUAAGCGCUCUUAGAACAAGUGUGUGUUUAGCCAACAGGGCGAACCCCACACACCCUCUGCAACAGGAAAACUAACAUGAGUGUGUGUUAUCUAGAUUACUGUGUUUUCUUAUCUCUUUUGUAAUUUCUCCCAGAUCUCAUUCUUCGUAGAAUGUGUAAGCUCAGCGUGAAGCUAAAAACACCUUUUUUGCUGUCAUAAGCUGUUUUUGUUUGCUCUCCCGUAUUUGUUUUCCUUGAUGCACUCCUCCUCAGCUCUUAGUAUACCUUUUGAUGUGCCACCUAUGUGGGAUCCCUCAGCCACACCAGACCCCUCAGCCAUAUUACCUGCGGAGGUAGCAGUGCAGCAGGUCCAGACGAUGGCCAACAUUGUCCUUGCUCUGCUUUCUGAGCCUUUUUGUGAGUAUCAUGUAACAUUUGAAAAUAUGAGACGAUAACUCAUAGUUGUUUAAGUUUAAGUAUUUAUAUAUUCACUGGUAUUUUUGAUUUUUAUUGAAACUGUUUAGAAAGUCAACUAAUUUUGCACUUUUAGGAACAUUGUUAAAUGGAGGGGGUUUCAGCUUAGUGGUUAGAGCACACACUUCAUGUACAGAACCUGUUAUCCUGCAGCAGAUACUGCUCAGACCCUUGGCAGCAUAUCAAUCCCCCACUCUCUCCUCUUCACAUUUCCUUUCUCUCCUCAUCUGUCCUAUCAAUAAAAGCAAAAAAGCCCAAAAAUGUACAAAAAAAGUUAUACAUGAAAUACUUAUGGCUGAAACAUGACAACCAAUAAGUUACUUUCAAUGCAAAAAUGCCUUUCUUUAAUGUUUAGACAUCUUAAUUUGUUUUGCCAACAACUAUUGUUGGUCAGAUAAACUAAUGAAAUUAUAAAUUGAUCUAUGAAAAAUUGGGAGGCAGUUUUUACACCGCUGUGUGUCUCGUCAUGGUCUGAAAAUCAAUGAAUGGAAACGAUUCACAAAAUGAUCAAAUAGACGAGAAUGAGUUUCUGCCUUUGUCUCUGCCUAAGAGAAACUUACCUGUUCAUACAUUAAAUAAAGUCUUUAUUUAGCUAUGCUGUCUAAUAUGUUAUUUUACUUCUGACACAACUUAUCUUACUUUUUUAUCACAGGCCACACAUUUCCUAAUCAGGAGCGAGUUAAUGAGAAGUUUGAGACCGGCACCUGGUGAGUAAAUUUUGCUUUAGAUAAAUAUUUUUUUUUGUUCUCCACAAAUCCUCUCCUUCUGUUUUAAUGUCAGUAUACGUGUUUGUGCGAUUGUGUGCAGUAGUAAAAUGGAGAAAGUGUGCGACAACACAGUGAUCAGAGCCAGAGGGUUGCCAUGGCAGUCCUCUGACCAGGACAUCGCCCGAUUCUUCAGGGGACUCAACAUUGCCAAGUAUGUUGUAGCUCGAUUAAAGGCAAUCAGCUCUUAUAUAUCUAUAUAUAUUAAACUGUUGUUAACACUUUAUUUUCAUUGUUUUUUUCUUUUAAUGUCUAAUGUGGAGCACUUUGAAUUGCCUUGAUGUCAAAAGCAUCUAUAUCUUAACUUACAUAAAAUUUACAUCCCGUUUAAUGCUCUUUGUGUUGUUUUGUGCAGAGGAGGGGCUGCAUUGUGUCUUAAUGCUCAGGGGAGGAGAAAUGGAGAAGCACUUGUUCGUUUUGUCAGUGAAGAACACAGAGAUCUGGCACUGCAGAGACACAAACACCAUAUGGGCAACAGAUACAUAGAGGUGACCUCCCUGAACAGUGUUUGCUUGAACUGAUGGAGUGAACCUGUUGUAUUACAAACAGACCCAAAUUGUUUUUUGUUCUUUCUUUUUUUCAUUUUGUGAUCGCUUUUCAUCCCUGCCUUGUUUUCUUUUGCGACAGGUUUACAAAGCAACAGGGGAAGACUUUCUGAAGAUAGCAGGAGGUGAGAAGAUGUGUUUUCCUUUUACCUUUUUUUAGUCCCAACCAGAAUAAACAUAGGCGUUAAAUAAAACUGGCUUGAGUUCCAGUAAACACACCAACACCAUCAUCAAUCAGCCAACCGAAAACCAACUAAUCUCAGGUUAAGUGUCAUGUGAUAAUGACAAACAACCACAGUGAGAGAGUGUACAGUAAUGUUUGUCAAAGAUAGCAAAAUAUCAGUUAUCAGCCAUUUUACUUUAAAGUAUUGAUAUUUUUUGAUUACAUCAGUUUUGAAGAGGUACUCAUGAUUGACCAAUACUCAUGUCGAGAACUGCCUCAGAUGCAGGAUCAGGAUGGGGAACAUGGUCUAAGAACAAAAGUUAAAAAAAGGGGGAAAAACAGAAAUCCCCUUGUCAUUGCCUGUUGCUGGUUUUCCCUCAUCAUAAAUAUGGCAGCACAUGAGUCACAUGUAAUCUUGACACAAUAAUCCUAAAAUAAAAUAGGAAAAAUCUGUAGGGGAAGCCGAAACAAUCAGUGGUGAUUAAAUCAGUUCAACUUUAUUUAAUUUGUGGUUACAUUGUUGUGUAUGUUUCCUUGUGUGUCCUCAAGGUACCUCCAAUGAGGUUGCAAUGUUCCUGUCCCGAGAGGACCAAAUCAUAGUGAGGAUGCGAGGUCUUCCUUUUACUGCCACACAUGAACAGGUGCUCAACUUCUUCUCCCCGGGGGAGGGGCUCAAAGAGACGUGCCCAAUCAGUGGAGGGAAGGAUGGCAUCCUAUUUGUGCGUUAUCCUGAUGGGCGUCCCACUGGUGACGCCUUUGUUUUGUUUGCCUGUGAGGAACACGCCCAAAGUGCUCUAAGGAAACACAAAGAAAUCUUGGGAAGGAGAUACAUUGAGCUGUUUAAAAGCACAGCAGCAGAAGUCCAACAGGUACGUCAGGGUGACAACCUGAUAUGGAUAGGUUUGUGCAUUUUGUGUGCAGUUCUAACUGUGUAAUGUGCAUGUCGGUGUGCAUUUAAACUCUUUUUAAUGUUUCCUCUUAUAUUUAUUUAUUUCUUUCUCCAAGGGCCAAAAUAGACGUUAAAGAAGUGUUUGUUUGUGUGUGUGCACAGAAGAGUGUGACAAUGUGUGGGUGUGUUUCUUUUGUCCCACUCUGCUGUAGUUGUUGGCAUUGCAGUGAGGCUUAUGGGUGGGGACCUGCACAGCAGGACAGACUGUGUGCUUGUGUUUGUUUUCUUUAAGUAUGUAGGUUCACACCAACAGUCUGUAAAGGAUUACUUGGCUUCCUUUCUCUAGAAUUGCUCUUUCUUUCUCUCUCGUGAGUCGAACGCAUGUGGACUUAUUUUCUUAUCUGAGCUGACAGAUAAGCAAACAGCCCUCGUACAUUUCUGUGAAGAGGCUUUCCCUCAGGCUCUCGUGUAUGACGGUCUAAAGGGUUUUAUUGGUCCUUUCUAGAAAUGCAAACAAGCCUGUUUCUAGCAUCGCAACACAUAAAACAACGUGGACUUUCCUCUACAGAGUUGGCCUGCAGUGCUUGUAUAUUAAUGUGUUAGCUCUUCAUUGACCUUUGAAUGAUAUACGUUAAAGGAAAUGUAUUUGUUAAGGCGCUCAAGUGUUGUCUUUUAGUUUAAUCUGGCCAUUAUUCAUGAACUAGAAUGUGUAUUUCAGGUAUUGAACCGAUACUCAUCGGCCCCCCUGAUCCCAGUGGCCCCUGCCCCCUUAGUGUCAGUGCUGCCAGCGGUAUCUCUCCUGCCCCCUCCUGGUGGUAUCAGGGACUGUUUAAGGCUGAGGGGGCUGCCAUACACUGCCAGCAUAGAAGACAUCCUCACCUUCCUGGGCGAGUUUACACAGGAUAUCAGACCGCAUGGUGUGCACAUGGUCCUCAACCAGCAGGUACAUGCAACCGCAGUGCAGACACACCUACACACCAUAUUCACACAACUCCCUAUUAUCUGAUGUAAUGGUUGCAGGUACUUCAAGCUGGAGGUUGGAUUGUCAAAGGAAUUCAGACUAAUUGUUGAAUCAAAGCUUUUUGAACAGCAAGAAACAGCAUUUUUUUCUGAGAUGAAACAUAAUUUUUGAAAUUUUAUUAGCUGCUGUCAAGUGACUGCUAAGUUACACGACAUAGUAACCAACUUAACCGUGUCAUGUUUUUACAGUAUAUUACAUAAAAAGCAAGCAAAAGGUCAUUUCAGCUUUGAACAGUGUACUGAAAGCUAGGAGUGGGUUGAAUGCUAACAUUAGCUUUUGAGGGGAAAAAAUAUGUUUUACCUCAAAUUGUGGCCUGCUUUUUAGUUUAUAUAUUUUUUACUGAGCCCCUUUAAAAGUUGUAAAAGGGAACAAUUACUCAAAAACAUUGUAAAAAUGAUGUUUUAAUGACUCUAAACCUUGGACGCAACUGUACAUGGUUGUUAGAACAUGAAAGACCUUCACAGGUGCAGAACUGAAUCAAACAAGAAUAAACAGAACUAAAUUUUCAGCAGCUUACACGAUGUCGAGUAAGUAAUUUAAAAUAAAUAUGUAUGAUCUAGCUUAUUGUCCUGAGAGAAGGCGUUCAGGUGUAAAAACUGCUCCUGCAAGUGUGAUCAGUUCAGUUGUCAGUGAUGUGUGUCAAAAGCAAAUGGCAGAUGUUGAGAAUAAGAUAUGCUUUCACUGUCUUUACGACACAAGUAAUGUCUGGCUGUCUCUUAUUUCAGGGUCGCCCAUCAGGUGACUGUUUCAUCCAGAUGACCUCAGCAGAGCGAGCACUUCAGGCCUCACAGCGGCUCCACAAGCAUGUGAUGUCCAGCCAGCGUGGGACCAACAGCCGCUACGUGGAGGUGUUUCCCUGCAGUGCAGACGAGAUGGGCUUAGUGCUGAUGGGAGGCUCGCUGUCACAUACACAUACACACACACACAACCGGAGCAGAAGUGGGACAGGGCUCAGCCCGCCGCCAUGUAAGUCCAGACGUAAGUGCUGCUGGGAGCUGGGGGUGCUUCGGGACUGCAGGGUAGGUGGGCUCCUGCCAUUUGGGGGCAGAGUUGCUGUUUUCUUUCCUCCAAUCUAGUAGUUUGGGAGGUUGGGAACAAACAGUCUGACCAGAAGGAUUUAAAACUGUGUGUAUGUGUGAACGUGUGAUCUAUCCUUGUUAUUGACGAUGAGUAAAAUACCCAUCUGCAUGCACAAAGAAACCCUGAACAGUUUAAUGUUUAAUCCACCUUUUCACCUGCGUACACCAUUCUGAUUGUAGUUAAUCUUCAGUGGCAUGUGUGGUACUCAUUUUUGAUUUCCCCUUUUAACCACUGCCUUAGAAAAAUCUGAUGGGGUUGGAAAAAUGUAAGCAACACAGCUAGUUCAUAAUAUUCUCAAACAGCUUACAGCUCUCCAGUCUUAUCAGAUUGGUUUGUGGUGGUUGUGGGAUUUAGCCUUAAUAGAUUGAUGCACCUGCAUUGUGUGCGUCUCUUUGCUUGUCCAAUCAUUGGAGCUGUGGGAAAAGGUGGGCAAAGCUAAUCAUUGGUGUGUAGAAAAGUGCUUUGAUAUCUGUAUCUUUCACUGUAAAUGUGCACUGGUGCAUCCCCAGUUUUCAUAAUGAGGUACAAUUAGACGUAAAACUAAAUGACGUUUUUUAAUGUUCAACAUCAAGUCUAAACACUAUCCAAUUUAAGGCAAGAUACAUGUUGAGUUAAAAGAGUUGAACACUGAGCUUUUAGCAAGAAAUCAUAUUUUUGAUGGCGGUGUGUUUUUAGGAAGCAACACCAUCUACACUUGAUAAGCCUCAGAGACCCAGGAUGCUGUUUCGCCUCAGUUAGUAGGACAGAUGGCUCAUACACAGAGUAGCCUUUACACACAAACUGUCCAUGUGUCAGUGUAGGAUGAUGGUCAUUGUUUGCACAUUUGCAUGAUUUCCUCUUAUAGACAAACAAUGACCAGACUUCACCAUAAUCACUCUAUCUUUUCUGUUGUUAUUUCAGCUUGUUAAAUGUGCUUUUUCUCCCUCUGUUUUCUUCUGUUCAGGUUUAUCUCCACCCUCUUACUCCUUCGCCCCUGCUCCACCUGUCCUGCCCACAGAGGCUGCUGCCCUCUACCAUCCCAUGAAUCAGGUGCUGCUGGCCCCUAGACCCCUGCCUCCAGGUCAUGCCUACUACCCUGCUUCAGCUCAGCUAUACAUGAACUACACAGCCUACUACCCAAGGUAAACACUGAUGUCUACAGCACAGAGGGGCUCAUUAGAAAAUUUAAACACAGGCUUCAAUGUUCAAUAUCUGUUACCUUUUAUAGGAGGCUUUAACUUUCAGUCUAUGAAUUACUUACACAGUCAUGAGUCAGUCUAGACUGGGCUCAACAGGAGUUUAAUUGGAUUGCUUUUGUCCAUCUCAUAAUUGCAUCAAGACAAAACAUACAGCUUCUAGUUACUAAUAACAGACGAGUAAUUUAAAUUUGACCAAGAUCUGUCAAAGAACAAGAGCUAAAAUAUUUAAGACUGUAAACAGUUAAAAAAAAACAAAAAAUGUGGUUAUGGACAAAUCCCUGCUUUUUUCAUUUAUUUUUUGGUAUGUUUUCUUUUUUUUUUUGCAAAAGGGUCAGUAUUAUUUUUGACUAUAUAUCGGAAACUUUCAAUCAUCAAAAAUAACUGUGAAAUGAAGUUUUAUCUUUAUGCUAAUCGACUGGUUUGAUUUUGAAGGUCAUACAGAGGCCUCUGAUUAUUUUGUAGUUAGUGAAAUGCUCACUGGAGCUUGACAGCAAGAAAGUAAAAAAAACAGCUUGUACCACUGUCGAUGAUUUUGGACACAUAAUACACAAUUUUGAUUUUUCAUAUAUAUCAUUUUGUCCUGUUAUUGGCUGUAUAUAUACUUCCACAAAAGAUAGUUUGUAGGUUUAAGAGUAAAAAGUCACACUUGUUAUUUGGUUGGUGUCACCGAGGGUAAAAGCUGAGACAAGGGUAGUUAAUAACUGAUCAGUGUAGUUUCAAAGGACCUAGACAUUAGGUAAACAUUGUUGUCCUCUAGGCGUACCUGGUCAGCUCUUUGUCAUUGAGAAAUGCUCUUCAGUUAUUCCCACUCUGAUAAAUCAGAUGUUUUUCUCUGUUUUCUGAGUAUCAGAAAUAAACAGCAUGUAGGUCAUUUAGUGGCUAUUGUGUGUUUUUAAAGACAUUUUCCACUAAAGGUCCUCCACCUCCACCUCCACCUUCUCUCUUUUCUCUUUGCAGUCCACCUGGCUCACCUACCACUGUAGGUUUCUUCCCCUCCCCCUCCUCCCUCUCCACCCCAGGGGGGUUGGUGCGUAUGCCAGGUCUGGCCUACAACAGCGCUGGAGUCAAAGACCUCAUUAACGCAGUGCAGGGUUAUCAGGUAAGAGGCGUAUAAGCUGUGUAGAACAGGUUAUUGAUACAGUUCUUAAACACAACACUAACUCUUCAGAGUUCACACACUCCUCUAUAGGAUCCAAGUGUUGCAUUCAUAUCUUCUCCUGUUGAGGGUGUGUAUCAUCAGGCAUCCUCUGUGUUUGCCCAGAGGCCAUCAAACUAGUUUAUCCUGUCUACUCUCCCUGUUCUGUCACACAUGCUACAAUGCUUGCUUAGACUUGAACUGAAAGUGCUCAAGACUUAUUCAACUUUAGAGGAGAGUGAAAGCUUGGGUGAAUUUAAUUUGUAUUUAAUUAAGAAAUAAUUACAGACUUAGAAUGUCAAGCUCCUCUUUGACCAUUGUAAAGGAUUAACAGGUUCAUGUAGCCUCUAGGAUCAGGUCUAUACAGUUGAUGAUCUUUCAGCCCCCUGUCUCUGUUGUUCCUUCCCCUUCCUCACACAACAGUAUGCCCCCGAGGAUGCUCUUAUGCACGCUCAUGGGCCUGUGCACGCUCACGACCCAACUGGAACAUUGCUUACGCAGCCCAAAGAAUGGGUGUGUAUUUAAGGUGUCUCAGGCAGGUGGCAGGUAAGGAUUGGCUGAGGGCUGUGUGAGGGGGACUUAGCUUAACAAAGAGCUGUCGCAGUGGCGUUGGGUCUUUCAUUAUCACCAUGGUUAAUAGGGUUCAGCAGCUGCAUUUACUAUUUGGGUGCACACAAUGUCAUAGAUUGGUAGAUUUAAGGAUUGGGUGAUGUCUUCGAUGAUAAUCAUAAAUGGGCUUUGCGAGAAUAAUUUUUGACGUGGUGGUGUUGUGGUGCUGUUUCCUCACAGAGUGUAUAACCCAUUUAUGAUCAUAUGCUUUUUCCUCCUCUGGCUAUCACAUUUGUGUGCUCAAGAGAGAUACUUGAGCAUAUGCAUGACCAUGCCUCCAGAAAGUACAUAAUUAUCCAAUCUGAGCUUUGCAGCUAAAACAGCAUGCCUGUCAAGCUUUGGUCCUCUUUAUUUUUCACUAUAGUACAAAAAGGCCACUUAUACUAGCUGAAAUGUGCAACUUAAGUGCUCAGACACUGGUCUUAAUCGCUUUUCUGUUCCUCCUCUCCAAUUUCAGCAGGAAUAAUCGGCAUCGUCAGUUGUCUUUGUUGCUAAAGUAACACAGCAUCUACAAAAUCACAGUUUUAUUUGUUGAGAAAAUACAGCGAAUAGAUUUAUUUGAAAAAAAAAAUAAUUACUUUAAAAAUUGUGCAAAGUGUGGUCUCCCGAAGACUUGACGCUCACGUGUAAUGUAGUCCCAGAGGUCCUUGAAUGAAGGCUGUUACAGUUUCAACAAAUUCCCAAUACUUGAAUUCAUGAUCCUGUUCGGAAAUCUGCAAAUUACCACACAAAUGACCAUGUUCUGCAAACCUGCUGGCUCAGUCGCUACCCUGCAGUGCAUGGGUAUAAUAAUAAUAAUAAUAAUAAUAAUAAUAAUAAUAAUAAUAAUAAUUAAUAAUAAUAAUAACAGUUUCUUAUCUAUAGGAAUUACAAACAAUUAUAAAGUAGCACUAUUAGACAUCAUCUUUCUUGUUUUGUUUUCCAUAGUUGUAAAAUAGUUUCUAAAAAUUUUGUAAAUGCAAAAAAUAAAUUCCAUGUGUAUGUAGAAAUAUUAAAUGCUCAGGCGAAUAUAACACAUGGCAAGAUCUCAUUAGAAUCACUUUUGACAGAAUGUUUAGAGUAAGAACAAUAAAUGAGAAGAGAGAAAAUUAGCUGCUCUUCACACUUGCAGCUCUGAAGUUUCCAAGAUAAUCAAUCUUUGACCUUCAGAAUUAUCGCAGUUAACUUCCCUACAUGCUGUGUUGGAAUAAAAAGCUUGACAGCAGCUGAGCUGAGGGGCUAAAGGGUCAGUUGUUGGUGUUGUAAUGUGAUUAAAAAAAGGGUAAUAACAGGUUUGGGCUUCAGGUGGUUGAAAGGUGACGGGUUACAUCUGAUGGUGGUGUAAGGUCCUGCGUUUGAUGUUUUUACUCUGGGCUUAUACUCCUCUCUGUUUUUUCUUUCCUGACUCUCCAGAGUCCCGCAGAGUCCAUUUCUCUCCUGAACAGCGGUCUGAUCAGUCAGUCCAGUGGAAGUGACGCUCCUCUCAUGUCCCUCCCUGCCCUCAUGACCAAGCCUGGGGGACAGUACCUGGACCUGACCCUGCUGUAGGGAUCAGAUUUUACAAAAACAAAAAAAAAGGUCAUGUGACAAUUUGAUGUACGUCAGAGACUUGUAAUGUAUUUUUAGCUUUUAAAAAAAUCAGUCUUUUAGAUGUGUUAUUUAUAUCUUUAAGAACAGAAAUGGAUCUAUUUUAUACCAAAAUCUUUGUGGCCCUAGCCAAACAUAGCAACUUUGUCUUAUAUUGCACAGCGUGUAUUUGAAAAGCUUUAUAGAGAUUUUUUUAAACAUGUUAUGAUACAAUAAUCACUAUGAUAUAUUUGCUAGCCAAACUAGAGAAGAAUGACAUAGUAAAAACUGAGCUCAAUCUUUUUCUUAAGCUUGUCUGUGAAGUGUGAGUGUGAGUCUGAGUGUGAGUGCGUUUUUAGUGUGAGAGAGAGAGAUAAAGUGAGUAUUAUGCAUGCUUGUGUUGACGUGUCUUUUUACUUCAGUGCAGAACACUGUUUGUGUUCAUAUACAUUUGAUACAGUACACAGUGAUUGUAAUGGAAGCUUUAGUGCAUGAAGAAGUUAGUAGUUAAACUUUAAGAUGUUUACAUUAUGCCAAAUAUCAAUGCACUGCUAAUCAAUAAGACUAAUAAUGUGUGUUAUAGCAGUAUCUUUGUUACAAUGUGAGUUUGUCAAGCAGCCUGAUGAUCCCAGCAUCAGGUUUCCCGUACAAAAAUGUGACAUCUCACACCUAACCCCUUGUAUCCCUCCUUUAUGUGUCGGUGUAUACAUGUUGUGUAAUGCCAGUGUUGUCUUGCCUUUUGUUUUGGACCACCAUCAAAAAUAGAGGACAGUCCCGGUCCUUCGUAAACUAACCACAAAGUUACAUUUGUCAGGAGAUUUCUGAGUGAAUCUCAGCAGCCACUGGGGUUUCUUACAGAUUUUAUUACACAUUUUGCUCCAAAGAUUUAUCUGUCCAUCACACUUAUCUUGCCUUCUCUCUGCCAUCUACUCUGAUGUCUGGAUAAUAGAGUGGAUAAACUUAGCUCCCUGAAGAAAUCCCUUAGCCAUUUGUUUUUAAAACUAAAUCAUCCGGAGAGUAGAUGGUUAGUUGAGAAGAAAAGAAAAAGAAGGACACCUCUGAUUUUUAUUUUGUGAAUUGAACUGUUUGUGCCCUGCAAAGUUGCUUUUUGGGCUCCAAGCUGCAGUAAAAAUGUCUCGCAGUAGGACCCCUGCUGCUCAAGAUGUCCUGGAAAAAAUAAACGUGAAGUCUGCUGGCCUUCACCUCAUUGAUUUUA
This is a messenger RNA of Xyrichtys novacula (pearly razorfish), 12354 nucleotides long. The record is from the annotation of a GenBank genome assembly. Lineage: Eukaryota; Metazoa; Chordata; Actinopteri; Labriformes; Labridae.